This is a messenger RNA of Cooperia oncophora, 507 nucleotides long. The record is from the annotation of a GenBank genome assembly. NCBI's taxonomy places the organism in Eukaryota, Metazoa, Nematoda, Chromadorea, Rhabditida, Trichostrongylidae.
UUGCUUCCUCGAAUACCCACGUACCUCAACAUGUCGAAACUGAGUGUUUCGAAAGAUUUUAUUGAGGAUUUCAUCCGUGCCGAGAAUACCUUCCUUUAUCAGGUUGUGUUUGAUCCUCGGAAAAGAUGUCAGCGACCACUAACACCGUAUCCUCAAAACGAUAACAACCAGGAGACAGAUCAGGGUGAUUUGGUCAAAUCUAGCGGAGGAUUUUCCAAUGAUAACUACUUUUCUCAAGCAGGUGAAAUAGUGCCAUCCGAACUCGCAGUGCGACUUGCUCUAGGAAAUCAGGUGGAUCAGUCAGAAGGUACUGACAAAUUCUGUUUGCCUCCUAUUGUUCCUGAGUGGUCCAUCUGGCACGAAAGCUUUGAGAACAGCGGUAACCGAAAAAGGCAUUUGGAAGAAGGCAAGGGAGAAAAAGAGGGGUGCGGAGCAGAUUUCCAGGAGCACUCAUCACCCUAUUCGACUGGUCGUGAGGAUGCAGGUCAAUGUUCUAUAAUGAAUUAA